CACAACAAGAUGGCGGAAAUCUAGGUUGUUGUUGUCAAAUCUAAUUCCUUAUCUUUUCCUUUUGAAAUAUCAGUCUCAACUUGGGAAUGAUUUUCAUUAGUUGUGAUCCCGAUCCGGUGGUGAUAUAGUAAGGUAGGAUGGCUUCUUCGUGUAGGCCUCGCAAGAUGUCUUCCAGCCAGGAAAAAUCUCCAGCUUUGGCUUGUUCAAUGUCGAAUCUUCCGCCCGAGGUGGAAGAAGGCAAUGUUGAAUACAAGCUAAAGCUUGUCAGCCCAUCUCCAAGUCGUUUUGAACACCUAGUGACUCAGAUGAAGUGGAGGCUGAGAGAGGGACAAGGCGAAGCCAUCUAUGAGAUCGGUGUGGAGGAUAAUGGAAUGUUGGCUGGCCUCUUACCGGUGGAUCUGACAGCAUCGAUGGAUACGCUGGACAGAAUGGCCAACAAACUUGGAGCAACAACUACCGUCUUGAGACAACGUACCGUGGAGAGUGAAGGAGAGACCCUUGAGGAGGAACGCAAGGCAUGUGAGGUGCUUGUCAGAAGAAUACCAGAUGACCAACAGUUCAUCAACCUGCGUGUUGCCGUCCUUGGCAAUGUUGACGUUGGUAAAAGCACCUUACUAGGCGUUCUCACCCAGGGAGAGUUGGACAACGGGCGUGGUCGAGCGAGACUAAACCUCUUUCGUCAUCUUCAUGAGAUUCAGUCGGGGAGAACAUCAAGCAUCAGUCAUGAGACCCUCGGAUUUAACAGCAAAGGGGAGGUCAUCAACUAUGGUGACAGCCAACAGGGAUGCCUGACUGCGGAAGAGAUCUGUGAGAAUGCAUCCAAGCUGAUCACUCUUAUCGAUCUAGCUGGACACCACAAAUACCUAAAGACUACCAUCACUGGUCUGAUGGGCUAUGCACCGGACUUUGCAAUGCUGGUGGUCAGCGCUAACACUGGCAUCGCUGGUACAACAAAAGAACACAUUGGGCUGGCCAUGGCCCUGCAGGUACCCAUCUUUGUUGUCAUCAAUAAGAUUGAUCUUUGCCCCAAGUGUUUGAUACAACGAACCUUGGAUCAGUUGAAGAGACUUCUCUCUGGUCCCGGAUGUAAGAAGAUUCCAUACAGAGUGGAGAGUGACGACAACGCAGUCACUGCCGCAAGACACUUCAAUAACUCCCAUAUAUGCCCAAUCUUCCUGGUAUCCAGUGUGACCGGUCAGCACCUUGACAUGCUCAAGAAGUUUCUGCAUGUCCUUCCACCGUCUCACAGCAGCUUAGAGCAAGAAAAACUCUCCCAAGAACUCGCAGAAUUCCAGGUUGAUGAGGUUUACAGUGUGCCUGAUGUUGGGCGAGUCGUAGGAGGAACGUUAUCAAGAGGAAUAGUGAAAGAGCAAGAGAGACUAAUGUUAGGACCAGAUGACAAUGGCCACUUCAGUCCUGUCACAGUGCACACCGUACACAGAAACCGAACGUCAUGUAGAGUCGUGCGACCUGGCCAGGCCGCCACGCUGGCCGUGGGAGACUGGCAAAAGUGUACUCUAAGGAAGGGUAUGGUAUUAGUCAGCAGUGACCUCAAUCCUAAAGCCUGUCUGGAAUUCGAGGCUACUAUUUUUGUACUCUUCCAUGUGACCUCCAUCAGUAAAGGAUUCCAGGCUACUGUCCAUAUAGGCAAUGUAUGCCAGACAGUCGUCAUAUCACACAUGGAUACGCCAUCACUAAAAACAAACAGCCAAGCAGUAGUCCGGUUCCGAUUCAUCAAACAGCCAGAGUACAUAAGGGCAGGUGCUAGACUGCUCUUCAGAGAAGGGACGACAAAGGGAAUGGGUAAUGUGACAAAAAUAUGUCUGGAAGCCGAUGUUGACCGAUAACAUGGUUGACAAUCACCUAGGUAAACUAAGAAUCACUUUGUCUUCAUCAAAUACAAUUCUGUAAUUAUUAAAAAUGCAAUUUUUUAACUGAAACAUUAUUUACCCUCUCAGAAAAUUUACGAGUUAACGAGUUAGAGUUUAAUAGUGUCUUGUACAAUGACUUGCUUAGUCACAAGUUAGAGCUUAAAUUUGAAUUCCUCAGACUGUACUGACAGUGUCACAAGAUGUGAUGUAUGCUUUUGCGUAGUUAUGCAAGAUGGCGACACCCAUACACGGUAUCAUGGUUUGAUCAUCUAAAGGUUACUAUACAAAAGCUCUCCCCAAACCAUUUAAUGAUAAUAAUAUUACUGGUUCAUUACAUGGGGAUAUAAAGAAGUAGGUUUCAUACUUCAAAAUGUAGCUGCAAAGACCUUGCAGGAAAAAUUACUGAGGGCUUUGAUGUGAUAAAGCCCUAUAUACAUGUAACAGCCCAGUUCUAUUAUUGUGUUUGAACAGUUCAGGGCAAGCUUUUGUAGAGCAACCUUUCGAUAAUCAAACCGUGGUACCAUAGCAAGUAUGGGUGUUCACCAUCUUGCAUAACCUCAAGUCUUGGGGCACUGUCUGUAAAGUCUGAGGAACUCAAACUUAAGCAGUUAAUUGCAACUUAGCAAGUCAUUGUUAGGGACAUUAAGCAAAUGUAACCCCUAAAUGGUUUAUUUGGCUCAUGGAAUUUAAACUUUUCCACAGAUUGCAAAUUUAUUAAAAUGCAAUAUUACAUGAAAUUAGCUUAACAUUCAUGUAGUUAUUAUUAUUACCAAGUGAGAAUGUUUAUCGAUAGCCUUUGUAUAAGUAUUUUGAUUUCCGAAAUUCUAAUUGCUCCAAAGACGUUUUGAUUUAAGCAUGCAAUUAACAUUAUUAACAUGCAAGGUUGGGGGUAAAAUAGCACUCUAAAAAUGCACCACAAGUUAACUGCAAGUUUUAAAGCAUGCUAGCUGGAUUGGUAAUGCAAAAAUUCAACUUUCAAAAUCAACUUUUUACUGGCACGCUUUGACAAAAAUUACAGAUUGACAGAGCAACAUUUUAAUGUUUUUACACCCAAAAUUAUGUUUGUGUGAGAAGGAUAAGAUGGGUUUUGAGUCUCCAAAUAAAUAAAUUAACAAUGUUUUCCCGAGUGUAAAUGUAAGGAGCUCCAAGCACACAUUUUUUGUGAUGCAAUCAUUUUUCAAUUGAGAGGGUACUGAAGGCGGGGGGAAAGUCUCUACUCAUGUUGCAUCAAGUUUUUUUUUAAGUUUAUGUACGUAUUCAGAUUGAGAAUCCAUCAUAAUUGUUUUUCAACAUCAUAAACUGUCACUUUCAACUCUGCAAAGCAUGUUAAACCAGCAUACUUUCAGCUACUGAACCACACACAAAUCCAGAGCAUAGAUUUAGUUAAGACAGAACCUAGAUGGGUGGGUGGGUGCCAUGGUUGGCUUGUGCGUAGAGCGCUCCCCUCUCACCAAGGUGACCCCGGUUCAAUUCCCGCCUAGGGCCAUAGGUGAGUUGAGGUGUGCAUUGGUUCUCUGCUGUGCCACGAGGGUUUUCCAGAUCUUCCGCGUGGUCAUAAUGGGUUGAUGUGGCUGGCAG
Asterias rubens (European starfish) is the source of this 3449-nucleotide messenger RNA. Its product is annotated as GTP-binding protein 2-like. The transcript has 12 exons. NCBI's taxonomy places the organism in Eukaryota, Metazoa, Echinodermata, Asteroidea, Forcipulatida, Asteriidae. Gene Ontology annotation, biological process: translational elongation. Gene Ontology annotation, molecular function: translation elongation factor activity; GTPase activity; GTP binding. The record is from RefSeq and is a predicted model, not a curated record. Bases 138 to 1847 code for a protein of 569 amino acids.